Messenger RNA from Cylicocyclus nassatus, 3053 nucleotides. NCBI's taxonomy places the organism in Eukaryota, Metazoa, Nematoda, Chromadorea, Rhabditida, Strongylidae. The record is from the annotation of a GenBank genome assembly.
AUGCUCCCGCGCACGAACAUCCGGCACCUUCAACGCGUAGACCGCAGCGACAACCGCUCCUUGCAGCGGAUUUGGGGGGUCGAUGACAGAGGCUCAGAGACCAGCCCCGUAACAAAGAUUGAAAACUUCAUGGGAGAAGCUAUUGAUUGGGCUGCAUCCGAGCCUCCCAAUCGGUAUGUCCUCGCCUUCGGUACGAAUCACUGUCUGGUAGAACAGGAUUACGAUCAUGAUGUCUAUGAAGAAUGCAGCUAUGUUGGAAGCAGAACCUUGAUAAAGUGCAAAGCUGUUCGCAAAAAGUCAGAUCUGAGAGAGAACGGAGGAAUAUGUGAAUUGCACAAACCAUUCCAUGAUUCCAUCAGAAAUCGGCUUAGUUGCGAAGAUCGUCGUCUGAUGCAGGAUCCAAUACAAGGCAAACCCAAAUACAACCCAAUACUGAACCAGGAUGGAAUCAUCAGUGAUGAAUAUCCUUGGCUAAUUCCGAGUCAUAAGUGGGAGUCACCUCUAAUUCGCUCCGUUUUCGACGACGCUCCUGACGAUGAUGCAGUUGCUCCUUUGAGGAAUGCUGGUGUGUUUACCGACAAAGAUGUUUUGCGAAUGCGAAAACUUCUACUGGAAAGACGUAUGGCAUUGCUAAAACUCCAUGCAGAAAUGAUGACAGAGAGAACAUGGAGACAAGCGAAUGAUCUUCUCAGCAAAAACGGAAAAAUUGUCAACCUUGGCGAAUCUCAGGCAGCUGUUAAUGCUGCUUGUUCAUCUAUUGACGAUUAUGGAGUCAUCUCCAAAAGAAUCAAGUCUACCAAGAAAUACGCGAAUGGUGAACUGUUUCGAACAGCACCCAAAGUAUGCAGUUUUGGUAAACAAGCGAAGAACAGCAAUACGAGUGACACCGAUGUGGGGGAAAUCAUGGAUACGAUGCUGGAUUGUGUAGCGAACGAGAAGAUAGAUUUCGCGGAUUAUACAGAAAUGAAAACGUCAAAAGAUGUGCAAAAAAGUGCGCAGGAUGAGAAUGUACAACCAUGCUCAGCGCUUGCAUUGCCGCUUUCUAAAUACUGCAUCUCGCAUCAAAUGCUUGACGAACAUCAGUUCCUUUUCGUGCCUUGCAGUGUGUGCCACUCCAUGUGUACCGAUAUCCACACGCCACCGUUAUGUGCAAAACACUUAAAAGACCUGAGUCGAGGAAACCGAUUUGCUCUAAAAGAUCCGAGAUUGGUCAACUCACCAGCAGUGAGCGUUGCAUCUGGUGUACCUCUUUCUCCUGCAUCCAAACUCAAAACAUUCAAUGACCCUACAAAGCCCUUAUUUGGACUACCGCCCAGCUCUAACCCGACUUCGUUUCUGUUGGGAACAGCACCGGAUAGACGGCUUACGAAGCGUCUCUCUGUUGAUGUGCACAGUAAGGAAGAAGCAGAGUUGCUUGCCAAAAGGUUCAAGGCAGAAGUACCAGCUGAGCUGACUGUUGCAGAAGCUCUCAAGCAAGGUCAGUCACCAGCAGUCAUUGACGCGAUAAAGCGUGCUGAACUACGGCGUACCAGGGAGGAUGAGGCUUACACAUGUGCUAGAGCGCGGCCGUUCGAGCGUGCUCAAUUUCCACCCAAACAGAGCCUACCGCGUCGUGUCACCAAUCCCGCUACACGUACUCCUGUUGCGGUUCGUCGUCCUGCAGUCAUUGAAGGAGCACCGCUUCAGCAGCCGUCUUCCUCCUUGACAGCGAAUGCUGGUGGACAGAUGUCAGUACGUCCUCCACCAAGUGGUGAAUAUCACAAAAUGCUGCAAAUCCCUCAGCGAAGGUCACAACCACCACAUCGGUUCGUAUCUAAAGAUGUUAGACCAAUGCAGUACACCGUGGUUCAAACGAACGAUCCGAACUGGCCUGCUAAUUCAUCGCCCAUUACGUACACCACUGCUAUAGAUGAAGCUGGAAAUGAAGUGUUGAUUGAGGAUCGUCAUACUCCACCGCCACCAGGUGAAAGAACUUUUGCGAACUUUUCUUCUGCUCGGCAACCGAUAUCAUCUUAUCGAAGGCAAUUGGCUGUUCCUGGACAUCGUCCACAAGUUGCUGUUCUCCGAGGUCGUGAUGGGGACAGUCAGAGGCAUCAUUCUGUGUUGCCUCCUCCUCCCGAUCCUCCUAUAAUCCCGCUUUCGCGAGUUCCGGAUCGCGCUACGUUUGGUGUCGUUAGGAGUGCCGGUAGCCCUGUCCCCAAUACAAAUCAAGGAGAAAUUCUGACACUCGGCGGAAGAACUGGUCCAGUCAUCAUACCGACUACGUCAGUUCGUGAUGCAUAUCCACCUAGAAAUUCUCAGAUGGAAACGGAACCAAGUCCGACUGUCUCAGAACAGCGCACACCCAAUCCUCCACUUCAUCCACGUUUCCCUACUAUUCUUCGCAAAACGGACACCUCAACACCAUCGCCUAUUCCAGUUCUACCACCUCCACCGCCUGCUCCAAUCAUCGCCAAGCUAGCACCACCGCCAAGGCCUCCACCCGCAACGCGUCCCUUACCUCCACACCGCUUGAUUACAGCUCCACGCCCAGUGCCACCUCAUCGACUCAUAAAGACGUUACCACUUCCCACGGUGCCACCACCGAGAGUCCAAAAGGUAAAUCCAGAAUCGAGUAGCUCAAGUAAUACACCAGAGCCGCCCAAAGAGCAAGAGCAUAUUAUGGAAGCUGCUUCGUCAUCCUCAGCUACAUCAUCCUCGGAGAAAUCAGCUUCGUCGUCAGAAAAAAUAUCUUCGUCCAUAUCUUCGACAUCUUCAACCGAAAAGCAGGCUGUGCAGGAAAAGGUUUUCGUAGAGAAGGAUAUGGAUCCACUUAGCAUAUUGGCAGCAGUGUCAGAAGCAGCAAGAGAUGGUGCCGUUCAGGGUAGCGCUGCAAAGUCGUCUACUCCGCCCAGUCAAGCACCAGUUGAGCAGGGCAAGGGUAGUAAGGGUAACGAUGAAGAAGACGAUGAUUAUGAAGAGGAGUUGUAGAAGUCUCUUUUUUUUUCAUGUUAUGUACAUCUCCAAGAGUAAUCAAAUAAAAUAUACUUAUGAAUAUGUGAGAAAGGUUAUUU